UCUAGAGGUUUUAGUAGAGCAGCAAGGGUUGCAGACACUUUGAUUACAAUAGCUGAUAUUGCACAAGUAUUUCGUGACAUGUUUAGGAAAGACAGAAAGCGAUCAGUAGAAAACGCAAUACCUAAUAUAGAUAUAUGUAGAUUCAACACUCUCGAUUUGAAUGAUGACAACAAUGUUACCAAGGAGGAAUUAGACAUUCUGAUGCAAAGCACAGGGUUAGAGGAGCUGGAGGAACUAUUUGAACAGCUAGAUCAAAACAAUGAUGAUACCGUGACAAAAGAGGAGUACAUGGACUUGUAUGAGGAAGUAUGUACUGGGGACCUGAAAGCAUACAACCAGCAAAACGGCAAAUCAGACCUGGAGGAAGACGAAUAUACAGAAGACACAGUUUGA
Messenger RNA from Saccostrea echinata, 393 nucleotides. RefSeq lists its product as uncharacterized. Bases 79 to 393 code for a protein of 104 amino acids. Gene Ontology annotation, molecular function: calcium ion binding. The transcript has 4 exons. Lineage: Eukaryota; Metazoa; Mollusca; Bivalvia; Ostreida; Ostreidae. The record is from RefSeq and is a predicted model, not a curated record.